AUGCCAAGACAAGGAUCCAAAGCAGAUAUGAUUCGAAGUAGAUUUGUUCGCAAAAGUGCGAAACCCGGGGCAAAGCGGAGGGCAAAGACUAUCCUACUCCUUGGCGCGAAAUCAAUUGGAAAAACUAGCUUGAUAAAGAGAUUCAUCGAUGGGAGUUUUCCGAGCAGUCUUCCGGCAACAGUCGAGGAUCGCUUUCAAUACGACCUCGGCAGUGGAUCUAAUCAACUUUACUGUGAAAUUGUAGACAUUGAUGCCUUCGAAUUUCCACCCAUGAGGGAUUUACACAUCAAAGAGGCUUGCGUUAUUGUGCUCCUUUAUGAGGCCAAGAACCGAAAGUCGUUUGACGUCAUGAAAAAACUGUACAGCAUUAUCACAUCUGCCCGCGAUUAUCCGGUUCCCCUAGUCGUUGUUGCAACAAAAACAGAUAAACUGGAUAGCGGUGAAAUGAUGAAUGAAGUGAAAGAGCAUCAUGUCGACGAGUUCGUCCUUGAUUUGAACUCGUCCUCGUCUGCAGAUGGGGUGAGACACAUGAAUACGUCCGCUAAGUUGGGGUACAACGUUUCAGAGGCAUUUGGUGUAGCCUUUGCCGAAGUGAAAAAUGUGUUUCAAAAUGAGUCAUUGACAGGGGGUAGUUUGGGAUUCACUGACCAGGAAGACGGAGACCGGUCUAAGUGUUGCUGCACUUUGAUCUAA
This is a messenger RNA of Rhopilema esculentum, 693 nucleotides long. Its product is annotated as ras-related protein Rap-2c. Gene Ontology annotation, cellular component: membrane. Gene Ontology annotation, molecular function: GTPase activity; GTP binding. Lineage: Eukaryota; Metazoa; Cnidaria; Scyphozoa; Rhizostomeae; Rhizostomatidae. The record is from RefSeq and is a predicted model, not a curated record. Gene Ontology annotation, biological process: signal transduction.